This is a messenger RNA of Nerophis ophidion (straightnose pipefish), 1077 nucleotides long. It is a transcript of the gene mtnr1al, whose product is annotated as melatonin receptor type 1A like. Gene Ontology annotation, cellular component: membrane. The transcript has 2 exons. NCBI's taxonomy places the organism in Eukaryota, Metazoa, Chordata, Actinopteri, Syngnathiformes, Syngnathidae. The coding region runs from base 1 to 1077 and encodes 358 amino acids. The record is from RefSeq and is a predicted model, not a curated record. Gene Ontology annotation, biological process: G protein-coupled receptor signaling pathway. Gene Ontology annotation, molecular function: melatonin receptor activity.
AUGGCGCGCAGACACGGCGACUGGUCCACGGGACACGGAGACCCCAUGAGACUGGUGGUGGACCCCCGGCACCUCCCGCAACUCAUGCCGCUGGAGGAGCCGCAGCCCGCCGCGCUGGGGCCCACCCUGGGGCCGCGCAACUCCACGCCGGCUGGGGGCGAGGGGACGCCCGGGCCGCAGCAGCACUCUUUCCCCUGGGCGGUGACGCUGCUGGCCGGUGUGCUCAUCACCACCAUCGUGGUGGACCUGGUGGGGAACAUGCUCGUCAUCUUGUCCGUCUUCAGGAACAGGAAACUCAGGAAAACUGGAAACGCCUUCGUGGUGAGCCUGGCGCUGGCCGACCUACUGGUGGCCAUCUACCCGUACCCGCUGGUGCUGUCGGCCAUCUUCCACGACGGCUGGAUCGCCGGCUACAUCCACUGCCAGAUCAGCGGCUUCCUGAUGGGCCUGAGCGUCAUCGGCUCCAUCUUCAACAUCACGGGCAUCGCCGUCAACCGCUACUGCUUCAUCUGCCACAGCCUGAAGUACGACCGCCUCUUCUCGGGCGCCAACACGGUGGGCUACGUGGCGCUGGUGUGGGCGCUCACCGUCCUGGCCAUCGUGCCCAACUGGUUUGUGGAGUCGCUGCAGUACGACCCGCGCGUCUACUCCUGCACCUUCGCCCAGUCGGUCAGCUCGCUCUACACCAUCGCCGUGGUGGUGGUGCACUUCGUCCUGCCCAUCGCCGUGGUCACCUACUGCUACCUGCGCAUCUGGAUCCUGGUCAUCCGGGUGCGGCGCCGCGUCAAGCCCGACUCGCGGCCCAAGAUCAAGCCGCACGACCUGCGCAACUUCCUCACCAUGUUCGUGGUCUUCGUGCUCUUCGCCGUGUGCUGGGCGCCGCUCAACCUCAUCGGCCUGGCGGUGGCGCUGGACCCCGGGCUGGGCCGCGCCAUCCCCGAGUGGCUCUUCACCGCCAGCUACUUCAUGGCCUACUUCAACAGCUGCCUCAACGCCGUGGUCUACGGCGCCCUGAACCACAACUUCAGGAAGGAGUACAAGCGCAUCGUCCUCAUCAUCUUCAGGUUCCACUGCUGA